GGGGCGGUGCUUAUUGCGGCCUUUAGAAAAAAAACCCUCAAGCCAUCUAGAUUUUUUCAAUGGAAACCGCCCAGGUUUAUUCUAUGCAUUAUUAAAUAAUUUACUUUCCAAAUUACAUCUCGAAUCCUGGCAUCUCUGUAGACGGCGUUAUUGUUUCGAGGAGCGGUUCAAAAGGAUCGAAGUGGCAAUGGAGGAGGUCCAGCAGAAUAACAGUAAUGGCUCUGAUCAAACUAUUGCCAUCCCCACAACCAUAACUGCCUCUCACAUAUCACAGAUAGCACAGAUGUCUCUGGGUGGGAAUCCAGUGGCUGUGGUUCAGCUGCCCAGUGGUCAGUUCCAGGUUCAAGGUGUGAUUCAGUCAGCGCAGUCAUCGGUUAUCCAGUCUCCACCAGCACAAGCACAGGGCCAAGGAUCUGACAGUGAUGAUUCUCAGGAAUCAAGUGACAGCGGGGCAUCUAACCAGAAGUCAAGAGAUAUCUUGGCUCGGCGCCCAUCCUACAGGAAGAUUCUAAACGAUCUAUCAGCUGAGGAAGUGGCGACUCAAAACGAGGGAGAAGAGGACGGCUCCACCUCCUCUGCCAUAACAAGCGUUUCACUCCCUACCCCGAUCUACCAGACAAGCACUGGCCAAUACAUUGCGAUUUCAUCCAAUGGAUCUCUGCAACUGGCCAGUGCUGGUUCAGAAGGUGUGCAAGGCCUGCAGACUCUCACCAUGACCAACUCGAACCCAAGUCAGCCAACUAUCCUGCAAUAUGCUCAGACUGCUGACGGACAACAGAUUCUGUUGCCUAGUAACCAAGUGGUGCUCCAAGGUGCAGGGGGAGAAAUGCAAGCUUAUCAGAUCCGCUCUUCUUCCUCCUCGCUGCCUCAGACCGUCGUCAUGACAUCACCCGUUAUCAGCUCUCAGGGCAAAAGCGAUGACCCGCAAAUGAAGAGAGAGAUACGCCUGGCAAAGAACAGGGAGGCAGCCAGAGAGUGCCGCAGAAAGAAAAAGGAGUACGUGAAGUGUUUGGAGAACCGUGUGGCGGUCCUGGAGAAUCAGAACAAGACUCUUAUCGAGGAGCUCAAGACAUUAAAGGACCUGUACUGUGUUAAAACUGGCUAGUGGGACAUCUGUCCAAUCAUGCUAAUGGGACUUUGCUGGCAGACCUGUCUGCCUACGUGCUUAUACAAACACAGACACAGGGACUUUUUUUUGGCAUGGGGGAUGCAUUUAAUCCUCAUGUCAAAUGCUUGUUUUUAUACAACUCAUUUUUAACUAAUAGCCUAAGAACGAUUGACCAGAAACAACAGCAACUGUUAUGCUUUUCAGGAUAGAUGGAAAGAGGGAUAUGCUUUUCCAUUAACAUAUUUUUAUUUGCAGUCAACAGAUGUUUAUAUUUGUGUAAGUAUCUUUACAUUCAUCGGCAUGUCUACACUGGGAGAUCUCGCUUUAUUCUUGACCCAUUUGGUUUCCAGGGAAUAUUGAAUGUUAAUUUUAUUGAAGCGCUAGCUGAAUUAUGCUAAAUCCAGAUAGAAGACUGGUAUUUUUACACCUUAUCUCAGAUACGCUUGUAUGUAUGAAAAUUGUGACUCGAUUGUGUUUUUCAUGAAGUCAUGCAGCUGUCCUUUGCAUUUUUGCUAUUUCCCCCUUCUUAGGACACUCUAUUCUUAUCCCCAUUCCGUAUUUUAUUUUGCCGAGUUUUAGUGAGAUGUUUUCUACAGAGACUGAGCAGAAUUUAAGGUGAGGACUUUCGGCUUUACUAUAAUGGGUAACACGAAACGGUGGUAAGCCUUAUUCUGGAUUAAUAGACUAAUAUUGUAGAAUUCAAACCCAUGCCCUUUCUAGUCCAGGUCUUUGUAAUGUCUGAUUGGUCUUUAAGCCAUAUACACACUUGGGUUGGGACCGUUGUCGGAUUUAGCAGAGUAAUAGGCCUGAAGCUUAUCACUGUUUAUAAGCCAAGCUGUUACAAGACAAUCGAAUCAGGGAGUAUACGAGGAAAAAAAAACAAUGUCACUUGUUUUUGCUAAAGUGAAUCUAAAUAAAUAUUUUUCCAGCCUUU
This is a messenger RNA of Puntigrus tetrazona (Sumatra barb), 2042 nucleotides long. It is a transcript of the gene atf1, whose product is annotated as activating transcription factor 1. Lineage: Eukaryota; Metazoa; Chordata; Actinopteri; Cypriniformes; Cyprinidae. Gene Ontology annotation, molecular function: protein binding; DNA-binding transcription factor activity, RNA polymerase II-specific; RNA polymerase II cis-regulatory region sequence-specific DNA binding. Bases 188 to 1105 code for a protein of 305 amino acids. Gene Ontology annotation, biological process: regulation of transcription by RNA polymerase II. The transcript has 8 exons. The record is from RefSeq and is a predicted model, not a curated record. Gene Ontology annotation, cellular component: ATF4-CREB1 transcription factor complex; nucleus.